This is a messenger RNA of Hemicordylus capensis (graceful crag lizard), 2653 nucleotides long. Its product is annotated as somatomedin-B and thrombospondin type-1 domain-containing protein-like. Bases 387 to 1169 code for a protein of 260 amino acids. The transcript is spliced from 5 exons. The record is from RefSeq and is a predicted model, not a curated record. Lineage: Eukaryota; Metazoa; Chordata; Lepidosauria; Squamata; Cordylidae.
CCACCGCCUGCCUCAUGGAAGGGGGAAGCCACGGGGGUUCCUGUGGAGCUGCAAAGAUCUGCCCAGCGAAGCAGAAGCCGCACGGUUGCUCGGUCACUGAGGACACCGUCCUCCCCUGCGGCCCGCUGUCGGCGAAUUAGAUGAGAAGAUGGGGACCUUCACGCCGGCAGCCGUGCCCUGCAAGGCGGCGUGGCUCUGAUCUUUUGCCCCAGUCCCUGCUUCCCCCACGGAAAGUCUCGGACCGGCAGCCGAGGGGAGACCGCGAGGACCAGGUGGUCCUUCCCGAGCACGGCCGAAUCCUCGUUCCCGGCCAGAGUCAAAGGUCAUCCGUGCCUGGCAAUCCCUGACAGCCGGCUUGUGGGGGGAGGCGACUCCAGCUUGAGGCCAUGGGGGACUGGGACGUCGCUGGGUAUUUCUGCGGGCUGUUCUGCUGCAUGUGUCUUUUGGCCGCCGGACCCCUGGGCGGGGCCGAGGGGGGCUGUGGCAGCCGGGAGCCCCACAGGUGCUGCCCGGGCAGGAAUAACGCCUGCUCCGAUUAUUCCCAGAGGAGGACGCCGUGUUACUGCGACACCUACUGCGAGAAGACGGCGGACUGUUGUGAAGAUUACCACGCCGUCUGCCAGAUGUCGGCCAUCGAUUGUGUCGCCAGUCCCUGGGGACCCUGGAGCAAGUGUAGCUCUUUGUGCGGAACCGGGAGCAGAGACCGGACCCGGCAGGUCACCGUGCCGCCUCGGAACGGAGGGACCCCUUGUCCGGACCUGAAGCAGAGGAGAGGGUGCCUCGGAGACGACCCCGUCUGCGAUACGGCAAAAGAGGUGGCGAAGAUUCUGCCCGAUUCUUUCAAAAGGGACUUUAAGGACCCCUGGCGAAGACCUCACAUGCUGAGGAAGGAAAGGUUGCCCAGCUAUUGCAUCUACUUCCGCCUGAAGCAGGUGAGUGCCGCCUGUCGCCUGCACUUCUGGAGCAGCCAGCUGGCAAGAGAGCGGCGUGUCUGCGUGGAGUGCCAAGGCGAGGUCGUGGGCAGCAAGAAACGCUGCCAAGGGGACGGACUCCAGCGAACCAGAACAUUCUGGAUUGCAGCAUCCAUCGUGGGCUGUCAGGGAUCUUGGGUGCAAGAGCUUUUACAGGAGAACUGUGUGUGUCCUCAGCUAUCCUUCAUCUUUGUAUGACAUUUUGCCAAGCUGGGUGACCAUCUAACCAGAAGACAGAGAGAGAGAGAGAGAGAGCCACAGUUGGCCAUUGUGGAAGGCUGAAGAAGUGAAGGAGACACCAAAUGCAAUUUCCAUGCCACUCCGUACCUCAGUUUUGCUACCAUUCUCAAAUCACAUUGUUCUUUUCUCUCAUACUGGCCAACUGGCUAUGUAUUAUUUCAAAGCACAAGGACUUCUCAAAUCAUUCUCUUAACAGCAGCAAAGAAGUGUACCUCCUGAAAGCCAUAGCUACCUACCUCCAGAGCUGCAGCUAAUGUAGAAGGCAUCGCUUAUUCCUCUUUUUACUGCGGUUCCAAUUUUUAUUUAACCCAAGAAACAAAAUGGCUACACAGUUCUGAACUUCUUCUAAUGGAAAACCCGAAGGGCAGAAAUUUGCGUGUGCUUAGGACAACUCAGCAAUCAACAUCUGAGCCUAACAUUUUCUGGGUCACGUCCCAAGUGCCUUUUGAAUGUCGAAAGAGGAAGAUGUAUACCAGAAGCCCUAACCUUAAAACCAGUGGUCAAUGAACUAUUUUUAAAAGCUUAACUCAGAGACAGGAAGUGAUCUCACGACUGCUAUUUCCGAUACAAGAAGUGAUGCCAAAGCUAGAAUGUAUUAUUGUAUUAUUGCCAAGCUGACAGUUGGGAGGAAAGAGCAGUCUGUGCAUGAAGGAUAUUAUUUCUAGAAAUAUUCUUAAAAAGUUAAAAAAGUAUGACUUUUGGGGCUUGAGAAUGUUGGCGGUUCCUCUUGGGAAUGGGGUGUUACACACAAAAUGAGCACUUAGAAAUCUAAACGGUUCACGAGAAACGCCCUCUAGGUCUCCAAAUGGCAGCAAGGUGGGUUGUGUGUGUGUGUGUGUGUGUGUGUGUGUGGUGGGGGGGACUGCAGUUCCAGGGUGGUUGUGCAGCCCAUUUUCCACUCUCAAAUUAGCCGCCACCAGACUAUUUCCAGGUUUCUCGUGAGAUUCUCUCAUAUUGCAUCACUUCCCCCUUGGACCCUCUGUUACAUCAGUUCCCUUGUGACACUCUGGUGCUGUUAGUUUUGUUCUGGGUUCACAAUGAGCAUCCCUGGUUAUUUUAAUUCCCCCCCCCCUGACUGUCCCGACUCUGACCCCAACCACGACAAGUCCACUUCCAGAGGGGUCCAAAGAACCCUGAACCGACAUUUAUGGGGUCUGAUCCAGUUGGGUUGGAGCCAACUCUGACUUUUAGGUCUGAGCACACCCCUAAUCUCAUAGCCAUAUGAGACUGGUGAUCUCAUAUGUGUGACUGCAUAAGCUUACUUUCCUUAAGGAAAGUAGGCUAAAAAAACCUGUUAAACAUAAAUAACCCUUUAAAUUUUUCUUUAAAUGAAAAAAAUAUUUUAAUACAAAAAUAGAAUACAAUAAUAAAGAGUAAGGGAGCACAUCAUCGUUACAUUUUGAAUUCCAAAAAGUCAUAAAUAAAAGCCAUCGUUGUACAAA